AUGUCGAACAACAGCGCUUUAGUGCCGCAGGUGAAGACCGGCACCUCAAAAUCAUCAAAAACUGUCUUUCAUUUCGCCGCUGGUCUCUGCUCAGGCCUCACCUCUUCGAUCCUCCUCCAACCUGCCGACCUCCUAAAAACCCGAGUUCAACAGUCCGGCCACGGUGCCACCCUCCUUCCUACCCUAAAAUCAAUCCUUUCCUCUCCACAUCCCGUCCGUGGACUAUGGCGCGGUACACUUCCGUCGGCCCUCCGUACAGGUUUCGGGUCAGCCCUAUAUUUCACCAGCCUUAAUGCCCUUCGCCAGACAGUCGCUCAAGCCAACACCCCUGCUGUUCUUGCCAGCUCGACGACUCCCAAAUCCUCCUCCGCCCUUCCUAAACUCUCCAACACCGCAAACCUAGCAACCGGCGCCAUUGCACGGGUCGCUGCCGGCUUUGUCAUGAUGCCCGUUACUGUCCUCAAGGUCCGCUACGAAUCCGAUUACUACGCCUACCGCAGCCUCGUGGGUGCCGGUCGCGAUAUCGUACGAACUGAAGGAAUGCGCGGUCUUUUUGCAGGUUUCGGCGCCACGGCUGCUCGGGAUGCCCCCUAUGCUGGGCUCUAUGUGCUCUUCUACGAACAGCUGAAACGACGAUUCGCGGCUAUGCGUACCAAAGACUCCAGCAAAAGCGACGGGUCCCCAGUUACAGGCGCAUCGUCCUCAUCCAUCAAUUUUGUUUCGGGCGCAUCAGCUGCUGGCCUCGCGACCGCCAUCACCAACCCUUUUGAUGCUGUCAAGACCCGUCUGCAGCUGAUGCCUGCCAAGUACGGCAACAUGCUCCGAGCAACGCGUCUAAUGAUCCACGAGGACGGCAUGCGCAGUCUCUUCGGUGGCCUUGGCCUCCGCAUGGCGCGGAAAGCAUUGAGCUCGGCUCUGGCGUGGACCGUCUACGAAGAGCUCAUUCUUCGCGCGGAGAAGCGGUGGGCUGCGAACCAUGAGAUGAGCCUAUAA
Molecule: messenger RNA, 993 nt
Organism: Penicillium argentinense
Lineage: Eukaryota; Fungi; Ascomycota; Eurotiomycetes; Eurotiales; Aspergillaceae
Product: putative mitochondrial carrier protein
Exons: 2
Coding region: 1-993 (330 amino acids)
Biological process (GO): glycine import into mitochondrion
Cellular component (GO): mitochondrial inner membrane; mitochondrion
Molecular function (GO): glycine transmembrane transporter activity
Source: RefSeq, a predicted model, not a curated record